Molecule: messenger RNA, 1501 nt
Organism: Lactuca virosa
Lineage: Eukaryota; Viridiplantae; Streptophyta; Magnoliopsida; Asterales; Asteraceae
Source: the annotation of a GenBank genome assembly
CGGACGAAGUAUGUGGAUUUUUUUCGACGAAGAGAGAAAUCAUCUGGAAAAGAGUCGAAUAUCAACCACCACCAAACCACUCUUCUCUCCCUCGCCGUCGCUGUGGAAAAGAGUCGAAUAUAUUGGGAACAAUUCGUCAGUGAUCAGUUAGCCAUGUCUAGUAACCUAUUCCAAGGGCUUCCUCCCCCUUCGGCACGGCCGCCACCGCCUCCUCCCCCGCCAGAGCAAGCGGCACCACCGCCGUUGGAUCCUGCCACCGACAAAGUUUCUCCAACUCCACCAGCCCCUGCUCUCAAGAGCGCCCUUAAACGUUCCAAUCCUCCCGACUCCGGACCUCAAGCUCCUGCCCCAAAGAAAAGCUUGAGGUUUAAAACGAUCGCCGACACUUCUGAAACCCAAGUCAUAGAUGCCAUGAAGAAGAUAUGUUCACAUAUAAACAAUGCUUCGAAAUUCAACAAGGCAUCAAAGCUUGCAAUUCAGCUGAUCCAGGCUGGAAGUGUUAAGCCUAGUAAUAGUGACUACUUCUUUUCCAUACUUGAAGCAGCAAUGUCUUCACCAACAACCUGUAAUGAUCCACGGGUGAGGGCAGAUUAUCAUGCUUUGUUCUUCGCUGCAGAAGACUUGAAAGAAAUCUUUACUCAGAAGCAGCAGAAGCAUUUGAGUCUAUGGACUAUAAGAGCGGUUAUGGCAAAUGAUCUCUUCACUGAUGAUAGUUUUGUGUUUUCAAAGGCUUGUGGAAGGAUCAAAGAAGCUAUCUCAAAUCUUCCUGUAGCAACAAAAGACAAUGACAUAGAAGAAGCUGCAGCCUUGAAAGAUGAUUCAGAAAUGGUGGAAUCAGAUUGUCAGAAAGAACAACAUUCUUCCUCAAAUCCUAUUCCUGAAUCAAGCAUUAAGGAAGAGUCUGAUCCCUUUGGAUUGGACGCUUUGAUUCCAAAUGCAUCAAAAAAAGAUGAAAAAGUGAAAGCAAAAUUGGAUGCUGAAGCAACAGCAUCUAAAAUAAGAAAGGAUGAAGAUGAAGAAGCAAAGAGAUUCUUGAAAUUAGAAAGAGCAGCAUUGAUUCUUUGUUUAGAGAUUGCAGCAAAGCGUUAUAAAAUCCCAUGGUGCCAAACAGUGAUAGACAUAACUGUGAAACACGCAUUUGACAAUGUAAGCCAUUUUACAUCAAAACAAAGGAAUGCAAUUGAGAAACUAUGGGCUUCCAUAAGAGAGCAACAAACUCGAAGGAAACAAGGGAAAUCUGUAUCUGGGAAACUUGAUGUGAAUGGUUUUGAGUGGCUUCAACAAAAGUACUCAACCGAAAAAAUAAGCAUACGCCAUUCCGUUGGUGGCAAUACUCGACGUGCUGAACAAUGGCUUGGCUGAUUCCAUUCCAUGGAAUUUGUAUUCCUAUUCCGGUUCUUGUAUCAAAUACAUCAUCACAAGUACACCCCAAUAUUGGUAUUGAAUUAGUGGUUUUGGUUUUUCUGUCCAAAUUCACUUUUUUGCCCACCUCUAUCACUUG